This is a messenger RNA of Fusarium redolens, 606 nucleotides long. RefSeq lists its product as uncharacterized. The coding region runs from base 230 to 553 and encodes 107 amino acids. The transcript has a single exon. The record is from RefSeq and is a predicted model, not a curated record. Lineage: Eukaryota; Fungi; Ascomycota; Sordariomycetes; Hypocreales; Nectriaceae.
CGUCGCUCAACCCUUUACUCACGUCCCCCAUGAUGGCCAACAUUGAAGACCAGAUCAACCAUGGAGCCAUAGCAGCCUACGUCUCCAAUGUUUCGCCCAAGGCACCAGAUUCCACGUCCUCGAAGUAGGCUGGCUGGAAUACGACGAAGGAUACAUCCUCCUUGGCGGAAACUCUAGUGUCAAGAGCACCCAAGGCCUUUCCUCCGUCAACAAACGGCGAGAAUUAUCCAUGUACUGUAUACUGAUCGACCAUUUGCAAGAGGGUCUCAUACUCUCGGAAACGGGCUGCGGAAAGGGCUAUCCUCAGGUUUGGGGUCCUGGUCUGUCGGACGUCUUCGCACGUGUGCGCUAUGAACCGCAGCACGAGCUCCGAGCGGCCAUCGCGGCGACGGGCCAUAAUGUUGAAGACGUUAAAAAUGUAAUCAUAGGGCACUUACACCUGGAUCAUGCGGAGGGGGGGUUGGGGGUUAGGGGUUGGACGAAUUCUUGGACCGAAAAGAUGUCGAGAUUUGGGUACAUGAUAAGGAGCUUCGGUCUGCGUUUUGGACGGUAGCGAAGGGGGCUGAUGUCGGUGUCUACCUGGAGAAUUACCUCAACUUAGGCCUG